Cordyceps fumosorosea ARSEF 2679 is the source of this 1845-nucleotide messenger RNA. RefSeq names its product Carboxylesterase, type B. The record is from RefSeq and is a predicted model, not a curated record. The coding region runs from base 1 to 1845 and encodes 614 amino acids. The transcript is spliced from 4 exons. NCBI's taxonomy places the organism in Eukaryota, Fungi, Ascomycota, Sordariomycetes, Hypocreales, Cordycipitaceae.
AUGCAGACAUUUCUACCCCUCAUUGUGCUGAGCUGCCUUGGUGCAGUUGGCGCAAGCCAUCAUCACUACAAUUUCCACGAGUACGAUCAAGAUGUACUCGCGCAGCAUCCCGUUGCAUAUACCGACGCUGAAACACCUCUGCUGCAAACUCGCAAUGGAACCUACGCGGGUAUUUACUCGCCAAGCUAUGACCAAGACUUCUUCUUGGGCGUCCCUUACGCCCAACCGCCGGUCCAAGGCCUUCGCUGGAGGCUGCCACAGAGCAUCAACACUUCUUUUACCGGUACACGCGAUGCAGUCAAGUAUCCGCCAAGCUGCGUCGGCCUGGGUGGCGAUAGCUGGGGCUACCCGCUCUCAGAAGAUUGUCUGUACCUGAACAUUAUUCGCCCUCAUAUGCCACAGGGCCAUCCGUCGGAGACUGGGACUGAUGGCAAUCUGCUGCCCAUUGCCGUGUGGAUUCAUGGUGGCGGCUUUUACAUGGGUGGUAGCGGCGAUCUGCGCUUCAACAUGUCCAUGAUUGUUGACAACGCUCAAAAAUCCGGUACGCCUUUCAUCGCGAUAAGCCUAAACUACCGUUUAAAUGGGUUUGGGUUCUUGAACUCCAACGAGAUACGCGGCGAGGGGGCUACUAAUCUUGGGCUCCGCGACCAGCGUCUUGCAUUGCACUGGAUUCAAGAGAAUGCGCGUCGAUUUGGUGGCGAUCCACGCAAGGUUACCAUUUGGGGUCAAAGCUGUGGCGGAAACAGCGUCGGCUUUCACAUGCUGGCGUACGGCGGGCGAGACGAUGGCCUCUUCUCUGCUGGUAUCAUGCAAAGCGGAAACCCCGAACCUUGGCGAGCCCUCAACGGCACUGAUUUUUACCAGCCAUUGUAUCGCAAUGUCACCCAACAUGUGCAUCCGUCGCCCGAGUUCGCCGCCGCCCACGAUAUGAGCUCUGACGAGACUUGCGCGGCCGCGGCAGACAGCCUUGCAUGUCUGCGCACUGGCAAGCUCGAAGAGCUCAAUGCCGUCUUCAAUGGAUCCCGAGACAUCAGCCAAAAAUGGUUUCCCGUGGUGGACGGUGACUUUUUGCGCGAAUACCCGUCGCGGCAACUUCGUCGCGGCAGCUUUGUCAAGAUCCCAAUCAUCACCGGCGCAACCACGAACGAAGGCCACUGGUUCGUCCCACCACUCGAGGAUAAGCCCCAAGACUUCCUUACCUACUUGAAGCAUCCCCAAGUCUUCACCGGCCGUCCCUACCAACUCGGUCUGCCAUCCAAGCUCGCAAAUCAGCUCUUCGAGGCCUACUGGCCAAGCAUCUGUCCUGACGCACCAGAUGGCAACUGCACAGAUUACAAGAGCCCUCGAAUUGAGGGCAUGAGUCCUACUUACCUUCGAGCAUCCACCUUCGCUGGUGACGCCGUCUUCAUUGCUCCUCGCCGUUCAAUGUGCGAAGCCGCUGCACGUUUCGGAAUGCCGGCAUAUUGUUAUCGCUUCGAUGCCAUCCCCAACGGCCAGCAAGCCCCAACUCAUUUUCACGAGGUCUCGUUCGUUUUUGACAACACGAAAGGCCUGGGCUACCAUUUACCCAUCCACCCGCUGCCCUUCACCGGAAAACCUGAGAGCUACUUUCAGCUCGCAAAAUUUAUCAGCCGCUCUUGGGUAAGCUUCAUUGUUGACCAUGAUCCCAACUCAUGGCGCCGACAGGGCCAGUGGGACGGACUGGAGCCAGAGUGGCCUCUCUAUGACAAGGAAAAUGCCCGCAACUUUGUUUUUCAGCCGGGUGCAAGCCAUUUGGAACCCGACACGUUCCGCAAGGAGCAGAUACAGCUGAUCAACGAUCAUGCACAUCUCUUCCAGCGAUGA